AUGGACACGACAACAACAACAACAGCAACGACGGGCAGCAGCUCGACGGGCAGCAGCAAAAGCAACAGCAGCAGCAACUCUUCCACUGGAAAUGGCGGCUGUCCAUGUUCCACGGCAAGCAUUACGGUUGUUGCUGCCGGCGUUGCCAGCACGCCCACAAAUCACAACGAACAACCGCAAACAAAACGGCAGAAAAUUGAUAAACAAAUACGCUUAGUGGGCGCCAUCAAAUCACCGCCCGAUAUAUUGGAUGGGACGGAUCUAAUGGAUGCCAAUGGCAAUAAUAAAACGCAUCAUUUAUGCUCCUCCUCCUUAUCAUCGUCAUGUUCCACCCACUCACAUUCGGGCAGCACAAACAAUUCACCGACGACGACGCCGUGCAAUUCUCGUGCCGCUUCCUAUGCCCAAUUACAGAAUUUAGUCAACACAAUCUUGCCACAACAGCCACAGCAGGCGCACGAUGAAGUGGAUCGUGCAACGCAACUAACCGAACUUCUAAGGAAGGAGCAACCACUGACAGGCUGCUCCUCCUCCAACUCAGUCUCCGCCUCCAACUCCACCACCAAUUCCUCCGCCAUCGAUGAUAUGCUGGAAUUUGAGCAAUCGCUGACGCGUCAGUGCCUGUGCGGCGUUUCAGAGCGUACGCUGAGGAAACCAUUUCAAUCGCACUAUUCCCACGACUCGAAUGGCCAAAAGCGGAUUGCCUAUCUCCGGGAAUGGCCCACAAAUAAACUGUUGCAAUUUCUCUCCAAUUUACAGCUACUCUUUGACAUAUAUUUGAAGCAGAACGCCAAGGGUUAUAUUUGUACACGGAUUAUGGAUGUUUGCGAUGCUUUAAUACGCAACGAUCACAAGCUAAUCGAUGAAAUCAUUGUUUUAGCUGGCUAUAAUAAUGCUUAUGUCCAGUUCCUGGCUGGACGUGUGCUGGCUGCUUUCUUGGUCAUUGCCAAGCAGGAGCUGAACGACGAGUGGCUGCAAAAGAUUGUGGAUCAGUUGUUUAACUAUGAUCUACUCGAUCAGGCGGCAGUGCAGAAAAUCCACUUUAGUUUGGACAUUAUUAAGCGCAUUGUCGAGUGGAAGGAUGUGGAGCUGCAUCCGCUGGAGGAGGAUUGCAGCACGGCGCUGACAACGAGUGGAGUUGGCGUUGGAGCAGCUACAGCAACAGGCAAUUCGUCUUCAGCUGAUGCCUCCCUUAGCUAUAUGCACUUUCCGGUGCAACAUCCGCCGCUGGCUAAUAAUUAUUUCGCGCUGCAAUUUCGUGAUAUGACGGGAGAUACGCCAGAUGAUGAUCACCGGCAAGGAUUCAACGAUAGCAAUCGUAAUCCUUACGAUAAUAAUAGUACAACAACGACUAGCAGUAAUAAUUAUGUGCCACCCAAUGGUUGUCAUGUGGUCGCCUUAACUGAUUCGGAGAGCUUUGAUACGACGCAUCUGAAAUGUGUCACCAUCCAAAAGUUGGAGCACAAAUGGCCAACGCUUGUGAAGCAUAUGUCGGAAUUGAUGUCACCGCUGCAUCAGCAACGUGCCGAGCAUUGCGUGCUCAAUUUCCUGCAGCUCUGGGAGAACAUCAUAUCGGUCAAGGCCAAUCUCUCGAUAGAUGAAACGCGUCCCUUCUACGCACAGCUGGAUAAAUUUGAACUGCUGCUCAGUCACAAUCUAUCCUGCACGGUCUACAAGCAGAUGCUGUGCCUAUUUAAUGAGGCGCUGUGUUACGGUUCCACGCUGGCGCUGCAGGACAUGCUGCCCGAGGAGACCUGCAAGUUGGCCCACCAAAUUGUCUGCCAUGUACGCAGUUUGCGCAUACUCGAAUCCCUGCCGCGACGACAACCGGAAAAUAUCGUCGGACUCAUUGGUUAUAAUGGCGUGCCCAUUAAUUAUGUGAAUGGUUCACUAAUCGCCUCCAUUUCACGCGAGGAUUCGGCAAGUGGCGGUGGCGACCUCAUCGAAAUGGAUAAAACGGUGCUGCAGAAAAUGGUGCUACUCGUCCUAAAAUCAAUAGCAGUCACCGUCAAAGAGAUACGCAGCGAUUCCUCAGAUUCCUCCAUUGAUUCCACAGACUAUGAUGCAUUUCAGGAUAUUUUGCUCAUAGAGAGAUCUAUACGGGAUGUGCUCAGCAAGCUGGAGACGUUCAUCAAGCAAACACUCGAAUUUCAUCCGGAAUGUCAUUUCAGUAAGAUCUUGAUCCAUCUGUUCGAUGAUCAGGAUGACCAUUUGAUUGAGGCAAUGGUCUGCACACUGGAUGUCACCUCCGGCAUCUCGUUUCGAAAUAAUGCGUUUCCCGAGCUGGUCGCCAUGCUCAAUCCUGUCUACACAUUUCUCGAGUUCCUCAAGAUGACAUCGAAUAGCUCCGAUUUGUUGCUCGAUCUGCUUGUGAGCAAUGAGACGUGUUUUCUGCUCUAUUUGCUGCGACUGUUGAAAUACAUACGCAUGAAUUGGACAAUGUUUGUCCAUAGUUGUCAUAGCUUUGGCAUGGGCAAUGCCAUGCUCGAUGAGGCGAUGGGUGUCCUAAUCCGUCUCCGGCUGCAAAUAUCGCGUCUCGUCUCGCGUCAACUAUAUCCGUAUGAUAUAUCGCCCGUGCUGCGGCUGCUCGAGAGCUGCGAGAGCCUCUACGAGGGCAAUGAGCUUAGCUAAAGUCUAUACAUACAUAUAUAUAGAUUUAUAUAUAUAAUGAUAAUAAUUAAUAUUUCACAGCAAUUAAAAUACGUAAUUUAUUUUUGUAUUUGUAAUGUUUAAUAGGAGAAAACACAUUUAGCACAAAAUUCGAUA
Drosophila grimshawi is the source of this 2766-nucleotide messenger RNA. RefSeq names its product protein lines (gene lin). NCBI's taxonomy places the organism in Eukaryota, Metazoa, Arthropoda, Insecta, Diptera, Drosophilidae. The transcript has a single exon. The coding region runs from base 1 to 2631 and encodes 876 amino acids. The record is from RefSeq and is a predicted model, not a curated record.